AUGUCCAGAAGAAAGGUGCAACUCACCUUCAUAGCCAAUAACUCAGAUAGGAAGGCAUCAUAUAUCAAAAGGAAGAAGUCACUGCUGAAGAAGACAGAGGAAAUCAGCACCCUUUGUGGUGUUGAAGCAUGCACAAUAGUUUAUGGCCCUUAUGCUCCUGUGCCAGAUGUUUGGACAUCCAACUCCGGUGUUCAAAAUGUGGUGGAAAAGUUCAGGAAUACAUGUGAGCAUAACAAGAAGAUGGCGACUCAAGAGAGUUUCCUUUCAGAAAGAAUCGCCAAGGGUAGAGAGAAGAUGAAGAAACAUGUUAGGAGCAACCAAGAGAAGGAGAUGACCAUGUUCAUGUUUCAGUGCCUUAAGAAUGGGAGGGUUGAACUUCACAAUAACAUGACCCCAGAUGAUUUGAAUGUCCUUUCAUCAGUGAUUGAAAGCAAGUUGAGGGAUAUUAAUAAAAAGAUGGAAACUUUGAAUGUUUCUGAGAUGCCACCAAAUCCAACCCAGAUGGCACCACCAGCACUACCAGUACCAGCACUUCCAGUACCAGCACUUCCAGUACCAGCACCAGAAGACAUCAUCACACCACCAAAUCUUGGCGAUGGAACAUAUAUGAAUGCUGAUGACCCGUUGCAAAGCCAGUGGUUCAUGGACUUGCUUAAUGAUAAUGGUGAUGAGGAGACUAUAAAGUCUUCAUUCGGAGAUCCUAAUCUCCCACCACUCUAA
This is a messenger RNA of Vigna radiata var. radiata (mung bean), 720 nucleotides long. RefSeq names its product agamous-like MADS-box protein AGL80. Bases 1 to 720 code for a protein of 239 amino acids. The transcript has a single exon. NCBI's taxonomy places the organism in Eukaryota, Viridiplantae, Streptophyta, Magnoliopsida, Fabales, Fabaceae. Gene Ontology annotation, biological process: positive regulation of transcription by RNA polymerase II. The record is from RefSeq and is a predicted model, not a curated record. Gene Ontology annotation, molecular function: DNA-binding transcription factor activity, RNA polymerase II-specific; RNA polymerase II cis-regulatory region sequence-specific DNA binding; protein dimerization activity.